Messenger RNA from Salvelinus sp. IW2-2015, 2261 nucleotides. Lineage: Eukaryota; Metazoa; Chordata; Actinopteri; Salmoniformes; Salmonidae. The record is from RefSeq and is a predicted model, not a curated record.
AAACACAGACGCCCACCUAUCACUGCCUCCACUCACUUUCUAUCACAGCUACUCAAGAUGGCGGCAGCUUCCUCCAUCCAGCCGCCGACCGUUCACUCUUUGAACCAGGAAAGUGCAAAUUUCCCGGAUUCUGACAGCCCGGAGAGCCGGCAGGAUGAGGACGCAGCAUCCGAGGGGACCAGUCUCAGAGACUUACCCGAUUUGGAACCGGAGGAAAUUGAGAAGAGGCUAGAGAAAACUCGCCGCGAGCUGAGCAACAGGAGGAAAAUCCUCAUUAAAAACCUUCCACAAGAUACAACCAACCAGGAGGUCCAUGAGAUUCUGAAAGAAUACGAGCUCAAGUAUUGCUUUGUGGACCGCAACAAAGGGACAGCAUUUGUGACUCUGCUGAACGGUGACCAGGCUCAGGGUGCCAUCCGCUCCCUCCACCAGAGCAACAUGCGUGGCCGAGACAUCACGGUGCAGCUCCAGCCCACAGACAGUCUGCUCUGCCUCACCAACCUGCCCCACACCUUCACCGCCCAGCAGCUGGAGGAGCUGGUCCGUUCCUACGGAAACAUUGAGCGCUGCUUUCUGGUCUACAGCGAGCUCACCGGACACUCCAAGGGCUACGGCUUCGUGGAAUACAUGAAGAAGGACUCAGCGUCGCGGGCGCGGUCGGAGCUGCUGGGGCGACCAGAGGGGGACCGUGCGGUUAUGGUCCAAUGGACAGAUGUGAACCAGUUGACUGCGGGUCACCACCUCCACUCUAAGUGCCUCUGUGUGGACCGGCUGCCCCAGGAGUACGACUAGCCCAGGAUGAGGGMAGCCCGGUGCGAGGGUUCGGGGUGGUGGAGUAUGAGAGUGCAGAGCAGGCAGAGGCCAUACUGAUAGAGAUGGACAGAACACUGGUGGGAGGACAGGAGAUCCGUCUGUCUCUCUGCACCCCCGGAACCUCAGGCAGGAGCACAUUGGCAGCGCUCAUCGCUGCUCAGGGUGUGGUAUCUAGUCUGUUGGGUGACCCCUCUCGUCUACUCCUACAGAAAGUCCUUGGUCUCAGACCCCCAGCCCCCAUGGCCCUGGGACAGGGUCUGCUGGGUGACUCCCCCACUGAGUUGGGUCAGGAGUCCCUGCCAAUGUCCAGUCAGGCCUCAGUGUCGGCAGCGGGCAUGAUGCCCUACCUGCAGGCGCAGGCACACCUGGGAACAGCCGGGGGAGGGGAACAGAACGGGGCCUGCAUCUACACCACAGCCUCUGACAGGCAACCAGCCCCUCCUGGGACCACGGUGAAUGCUCAGCCCCAGGGACAGAGCUACUUCCUGGGUCCCCCACCACCCAAAGCUCCAGGGGGCCACCAGCCCGGCCUACACAGCUACAGCAGCACUGAGAGUAGCCCAGCUAGUGGAGCUCCCAGCAGUCAGUUCUCUCUCCUGGGUGAACCCCCUAAAGAGAUGAAGCUACCCUCCAAUCCAUACCUGAAUCUAGCUAGUGUGUUACCUGGCAUGGUGCUGCAAGCCCCGGCGGCCUGUAAAACGCAGACAGGGCAGCCUCUAGUUGGGGUGUACAGCAGUGCUAUGCCCCCUGUCUCCCAACCCUCCACUUCCCAAACUCCAGCACCCUACAGCACCGAUACCUCUACGGACUACAGUCACUACAGCCAGGCAUACUCACAGGAGGCUAUGCAGCAGUGGUACCAGCACUACCAAGCACAAGCCCAGAGCUACAGCACCGCCCCCCAGGAGAGCCACGCUAAGGACUAUAGCAAGGAGCACACACAGGUCAGUGUAGUGUGUUCUCAGUUACUGUAUCACCUCAGGGUCACGACCCACACGGUACCUGUCACCUCAGGGUCACGACCCACACGGUACCUGUCACCUCAGGGUCACGACCCACAACCCACACGGUACCUGUCACCGUCAGGCGUCAACGAACACACACCGGGUCCACGACACACCGGUACCUGUCACCUCAGGGUCAGCGACACCCACGGUGACUGUCACCUCAGGGUCACGACCACACGGUACCUUGUCACCUCAGGGUUCAACGACCACACGCAGGCGCGGUGCCUCCUAUGGGAUUACAGCUCCUACAUGCAGGCUGUCAGUCAAUACUAUUGUCAGCCUCCUAUGACCCAGCCACCUCCCCAGUCUACCCAGCACAGAGACCCUACCAAGGAGGCUGAUGUGUGUAAUCGCUGGGUGUGCUCUCCAUUGCGCAGUAACGGCGGUGCCCAUCGGGCUUUGCCCGCCGCGGUCUGCCAGCUACAGCACCAUGCCUAUUGA